Glarea lozoyensis ATCC 20868 is the source of this 1572-nucleotide messenger RNA. Its product is annotated as RING/U-box. Bases 1 to 1572 code for a protein of 523 amino acids. The transcript is spliced from 3 exons. The record is from RefSeq and is a predicted model, not a curated record. NCBI's taxonomy places the organism in Eukaryota, Fungi, Ascomycota, Leotiomycetes, Helotiales, Helotiaceae.
AUGACCAUGUCGAACGUCGCGCGAACCUUGGCCGCGUUGAGUCUGGCCAUGAUGGCAUCCGCGCAAAUUAUCGUCAUGCCUACAAAUGCGACUUUACCAAGUGACGAGCAAAGUUCACUCGUUCCCUUGACCUUGCUCGGAGGGCCCUUGUUCCAAAAGCAAUCGCCAUACAACAUUGCGCCCCUCACCGAAGUCGCAGGAAAAGGCAAACCCGUAGAGCAAAUCAAUGCAAUAUAUUACCAGGCAAGAGUCAAGUUGGUUGGACCGUCAAACCUAACUUUGAUGGCCAACGACCUUGCAUUUAUUAGUUGCGACGACCGCGAGGAUUCGAACAUGAGCCCGUCCGACGUGGUAGCAGCAGCGGGAAGACAAACCCCGGCUGGCAUCGUGCUUUACAGUAACUUCUUCAACGAGUGCAACCUGACGGGCACCUCAACCUUCCAAACGAUCUAUACCAUGACCAAGCUCGAGGAUACACAGCAGAUACUGGAUACAAUCGGGGUCUAUCCAGACUCGGCGAACCUUCUGCGGGCACAGGUUGGUAAUUCAAAUUCGACGGCCAAUGGAGGCAGUUCUUCUUCGUCAAACGGUUCAGGCGGAGCGGCGCCGCCGACGACGGCAGUGGCGAUGAGCAUUUUGUACAGUAUCACGGGCAUAAUCACGCUCUUGUUCUUGAUUAUCAUUGCUACGGGUGCCGUGCGUGCUCAUCGUCACCCCGAACGCUACGGUCCACGCAAUGGAUACUCUGGGAGACCGCGUCAAAGUCGAGCAAAAGGUUUGGCGCGAGCCAUGCUCGAGACGCUGCCUAUUGUCAAGUUCGGAGACCCAGAGCCGACGAAACCUGGAAGUAGAGAUGUCGAAUUGGAAAAUGGCAGUGCUUUGUCCACGGCACCAACAAGGACGGAUCCCCAGGAAUCCGGAACCACAACUUCGAAGGAAGCGAAUGCCGUCUCCACGUCUGCAACCGCAGUUGCCGAGGGAGGGGCUGCUAAGGAUGCCCCAUCUGGAGACGCAGCAGCUUCCGCAUCAUCCGUCCAAGAAGGAGACUUAGGUUGCUCCAUUUGCACGGAGGACUUUACUACAGGUGAAGACGUUCGCGUCUUGCCUUGUAAUCACAAGUACCAUCCCGCAUGCAUUGAUCCUUGGCUGCUCAAUGUGUCGGGAACAUGUCCACUAUGUCGUCACGAUUUACGAUCCGAUGCCUCCGCCAAUUCCGAGGGAGCUAGCCCAACCGGCAAUGACGAGCUCGCUCCUCCUCUUAAUGAAGUCGCCGACGGCACUGCUCAGGCUUCGGAAGCGGCCGUGGAUGAUCCAGCAAACACAAGACAUCGUCGUCGAACACGGUUACUAGACCUCACCAGGCUUCGUCAUGCACCACCUGAUGAACGCAUCGCAGCACUUCGGUUGCUGAGAGAACAGUCUAGGGCAGAAGGAGAGCUUACCACUACGGAAGCAAUAGAAGACCCGGAAACACAGCAAACUCGAAGAGCGAGAUUAACUGGCAGACUACGGGAUCGAUUCCGAAUUCGAACAAGGGAGCAAGCCGGCACUUCAACACCUCAGACGCAGUAG